This is a messenger RNA of Daldinia caldariorum, 2309 nucleotides long. Its product is annotated as L-lysine 6-monooxygenase (NADPH-requiring)-domain-containing protein. Gene Ontology annotation, biological process: intracellular iron ion homeostasis. The transcript has 3 exons. The coding region runs from base 425 to 2008 and encodes 527 amino acids. NCBI's taxonomy places the organism in Eukaryota, Fungi, Ascomycota, Sordariomycetes, Xylariales, Hypoxylaceae. The record is from RefSeq and is a predicted model, not a curated record.
CUACCUUAUAUGCAUAGCGCGCCAGGUCAUUCGAUUUACAGCAUGCCGAAUCCUUGGACUUGGAACCUUGCCGUGAUCUGGACAAGGAUUUCCAAGACACGGCCCGCUCUAUAUAUAUUCUAAUGGCUGCACCAGAAUUCGGGCAACCCAAUUACGACAAUUUCACGAAAAUCCUCACAUUACACGCCUCGCCGUUCCUGUAGAGUGUUACUUUUUUAUCAUUGCUUGCCAUUUUAGCACUCGUCCGGCUUUACUGCUCCGUCAUCUUUGCCCAAGACUAGAGUCUUGCUCUUCUGAUUUACAAGAUCUCGGACGUAAGGUCACGUCAUCGAAUAACCGGUAGUACAAGAGCUUUUCCCCGUCGCAUAAUUAUUUAGAGCCCUACGGAUCUCAGCCCGCGGUUCUACUCCAAUAAAUAACCAUUAUGGCACCUCACAGUCUGCUGGAUGGUCAUGAUGAUGGCCCAACCAGCAACGGUUCGCCGGAGAGCGGCCUCCGCGACCAACCGGGCCGACAACCAGCCAACGGCUUUACGGAUAAUAAGUCGCACCUAAAGAAAGCGUCGGUAGAAGAUGUACACGACCUUGUCUGCGUCGGAUUUGGACCAGCCAGCCUGUCAGUGGCAGUCGCCCUUCACGAUGCUAUCAACAGUGGCAAACUUCAUAGCACAAACACCGGCUCGACCCCAAAAGUUCUUUUCCUAGAGAAACAGCCAAAAUUCGCGUGGCACGCCGGAAUGCUCCUCCCUGGCGCAAAAAUGCAAAUAUCUUUCAUCAAAGACAUGGCGAGUUUGAGGGAUCCCACCUCCCACUUCACCUUCUUGAAUUAUCUUCAUCAGAACGGCCGUCUAGUCGAGUUCACAAAUUUGAACACGUUUUUACCGUCGAGAGUGGAAUAUGAAGACUACCUCCGUUGGUGCGCGAGCUUCUUCGAAGACGUCGUCCGCUAUAACAGCGAAGUGGUUUCCGUCUCGCCCGCCAAGGGAUCCGACUCUAACGGAUCGAUUUCUACUUUUACCAUCACGUCAAGAGAUCCAAAGAGCGGUGAAUUGUUUACUUACCAAGCUAAGAACGUCCUUCUAGCUAUCGGCGGACAACCGUCGAUACCGAAGUGCUUACCUUCAAAUCACCCUCGAGUCAUCCACUCAUCCCAAUAUGCGCACCUCGUACCGCAGAUCCUAAAUAAUCAAUCAUCGCCCUAUCGCGUAGCCGUCAUCGGAGCUGGACAGAGCGCCGCCGAAAUUUUCAACAACAUCCAAGUUCUCUACCCGAAUUCUCGGACAUCCUUGAUCAUGCGUUCCGAGUUCCUUAAACCUAGCGAUGAUUCACCAUUCGUAAAUUCAAUUUUCAAUCCCUCAUUUGUGAAUUCCCUUUUCCAAAGGUCUGCCGAGGAUAGAUAUUCGCUAUUGGAGGGAGCUCGGAGCACCAACUACGGAGUAGUGCGCCUGGAGCUUAUCGAACGCCUCUACGAAAAAAUGUACGAUCAAAGACGUGAACUUGGGAGCGACGAAACAAAAUGGCCGCAUCGAAUCAUGGGCGCAACAGACGUAGUCGGCUUGGAUAGCAAGGGUGAUCAGCUGAAGCUUACGGUUCGCCCUUUGACCUCGACGAAGACCGCUGCCCGUGACAGCACGCAGGAAGACGAAGUAUUAGACGUGGAUCUCGUCAUCGCAGCAACGGGAUACCAACGGCAGUCUCACCUGAGGAUGAUGGAAGACGUAGCCCAUCUACUACCUGAAGCUUCCGAGUCGAACGGGGCUAUUCCAAGCAAUGGAUUCGGACGAAAGUUUUCAGAAGCCAAGAUCAACGACCGGCCGGUAAGAGUAUCUCGCGACUACAGCGUGCAGUUUGCCCCCGGGAAAGUAGCGCCAGGGUCUGGCAUCUGGCUUCAAGGGUGCUGCGAGGGAACACACGGGCUGAGCGAUACGUUGCUUUCCGUCUUGGCUACCCGAUCUGGGGAGAUUGUUAGCUCUAUUUUUGGCGAGGGCAUUCAAAAUGGAGUCAAAUAGGUAAUUAAAUGUCUAGGUAUCGGUGGUGACAUUUUUCUUGGAAGAAACCAAUUGUUUUUCUACGCGAGUACAGAGGGAAGGAGGCGAGAAGUCAUAAAAGGUGUAGAGAUAUGUAUUUAGCCUUGCGCAUAUUAUGCAAGAGCGGAAAAAGUUUCAGGGAGAUAUACCCAUGAGGGUUGCGAAUGUUGACCAAAUCCUUAGAACAUAUAUAAGACGUACUCGGAAGCAUGAAUAAAUAACUCUUAAAUUCAUUUCAUAAUACAGACAGACGUUCCACCUUGCUAUUCAAAGCUAAUUCGUG